Molecule: messenger RNA, 3393 nt
Organism: Notothenia coriiceps (black rockcod)
Lineage: Eukaryota; Metazoa; Chordata; Actinopteri; Perciformes; Nototheniidae
Gene: fignl2
Product: fidgetin like 2
Exons: 3
Coding region: 199-2250 (683 amino acids)
Molecular function (GO): ATP hydrolysis activity; microtubule severing ATPase activity; ATP binding
Source: RefSeq, a predicted model, not a curated record
GCGGUGCAUACACGACUCCGGUCUGCACCAGGGAUUAUAGUAGCGCUCUCAGAUCUGAUGGAGGACAUGCAGGCAUGAAUAGGGCUGUUGUGUUGUCAGUGCGAGCUCAUGCUAGUGAUGGACUACAGCCGGACGGACGCUAACCUUAGCUGGCAUUCACAAAACAGCAUUCCUCCUAACUGAGACCAGCUCCACAGAAUGCUGAGUCCUAUUGUCCCCUAUAGCCUAUUAAAGAUGCACUGGAAUCCAGAGCAUGCCCAGUCCCUCAGCCAGUGGCCCGAGCAGCACCUGGACGUCUCCUCCACCACCUCCUCUCCGGCCCACAAGUCGGAGCUAUACGCCGGUCGCGGGCGCGGUGGCUAUAACCACGCCUGGGCCAAUGACGACAUAUCCGCUCUCACGGCCUCCAACCUGUUGAAGCGCUACGCUGAAAAGUAUUCUGGCGUGCUGGACUCACCAUAUGACCGGCCACCCAAUGUUGGCACAUACCCAGAGCCAGUGGGAUUCGGGGGCCUCAGUGUCCCAAAGACUGAGCUGGAGCCCUGGCCACUGACACACAGCACUGAUGCCUCCUAUUCCCUGGUGCCCCCUGGAGGCCAUGACAGCCUCUCAGGUUCCAAGGCCCAGUCCGCAGGCCCGCCAGGGGUUAGUAUAGUCUCUGUGAACAGUAACCUCUCAGACUCGGGCUACAGCGGCAGCAGCUCCUGCAGUGGCUCCGGAGAGUAUCCCUCAGGCUACAAUGGCACCUAUCUUUCCUCAGGCUACUGUCCCCAACCUGGUGCAGCACUUCCUCCUGCUUCCCUCCACACUCUCCAAACCAGCACUACCCUAGUCCCCAGCUACAGCCCUACCACACCUGUCUAUAACUACCCCCCCAGCACGUACCCUCCCCAGACCAGCCUUGCCCAAAGCUACAGCCACCCCUCUGCAACUUACCUUUCCUCAGGCCUAUCAGCCCUAACCCCCGUUCCUUCGAGGCCCACAGUGGUAGGAGGCAGCUACAGUUACCAGAGCACUAACCAUGGGACAUCUGAGUCUGGAGGGACAUUAAUAAAGAGAAAGGCAUUUGAGAUGAGUCUAGAAGAGGAUGAGAGUGGGGACGGGUCUCGUUACAGGAAGUAUGGCUAUGACUCAUUGAAGGCCGGGGGACACUCACCCUACAGUGUGAAUGAUAAAACAGAGUGUCGGGGAAACGGCUUCAGCAGUUCAGGCAGCACAGACCCUCAAACCUUUAAGCCCAGUAAGCCCUCCUCGCAGCCACUGGUGUCUCCUCAGUAUGGGGCAGCAGGGGAGUACAGCCCCCCAGCGGGCAUGACGGGGGAGAACGGUGUGUCAGAGCAGGGCUUCAUCCAGCAGCACCGCUCCCACAAACGCCUUCCACUGUGUGCUCCGACUGCAGACCCUAUGAAGAGUCCAGACCCCCGCAUGUUGGACCUUGUCAAUGGGGAGUUACUAGACUGCAGCCCGGCGCUGGGCUGGGGCGAGCUGGCCGGGCUCACACAUGUCAAAGCUGCCCUGGAGGAGGACCUGCUGUGGCCCGUGUUGAGGCCCAGUCAAAUGAUUCAGCCACCAAGAACCGUCCUGCUGUUCGGCCCCCGGGGAGGGGGGAAGACCACGUUGACUCGUUCUCUGGCUUCACAGUUAGGGGCAUCGUUCUACCGGUUGAGUGGAGCCAUGCUGGCGUCCAAAGGGAAGGCUGAGGCCGAGCACAUUCUGGGAUCUCUUCUGCAGUUGGCGGGGGCACGGCAGCCCUCGGUGGUGCUGCUCAGCCAGGUGGAGGCCAUGGAGGAGGAGGGGCUGAGGCAGACCCUGCUGAGCACCCUGGAGAAAGCCCAGGUGGGGACCCCAGGUCUGGUGAUUCUUGUCUGUGCCACUGGAAGGCCAGAUCUGCUGCAGGAUGCGGUCCAUCGGAGCUUUGCCAAGCGAUAUCACGUGGGCCUGCCUGAUGUGGGUAUGCGCAGGCAGGUGCUGCUCCAGGCCCUGGCGCCUCAGGGCUGCAGUCUGAGCGAGCGGGAGCUGAGCACCGUGCUGCAGCGCACAGAGGGCUUCUCAGUGUGGGAGGUGCUGCAACUCACCCAGCAGGCCCUCACCUCAGCCUCCUCCCCCACCAGGGCCAUGCACGGCCACCCCACAUCCUCAAAACCCCCAGCCUUCACAGACUUUGAGAGUGCCUUCUGCAAGGUGCGCCCACACACCACUGCGAAAGAACUGGACACUUGUACAGAGUGGAGCAAGAUGUAUAACCACUGAGAAGAGCAGCUAGUCUCUGCACUCGGACUGCAUUACGACUCUGUCUUUGCUUCGACAUGGAAAGCCUUGGGAAUGUUUGGUUGUUGUUUUGUAAUUACAGAUUAUGCAGCCAAAAGAGCCAGAGAAGCUCAACGCUAAGGGAGAGCUGACAGAGUUGUUUUAAUGGCAGAAGCAUGCCAUGGUGUGCUGUUUUCAUUUUCGUAUGAAUAUCCGCAAUAUUUUAGUUUUCCCAAAGAAAGAAAAGGGCCUUCUUGAGUGGGGUAGUGUAUUAGUCUUUUGGCCAAUGGGAAAAUCAGAUUAUAAACUAUUUGGAUACUCUCAGAGAUCCUGAUUAGCCUUGGUCCGGGACAAAAUCAAUUAUGUGUUGCUAGGUGACGUGGUCCAAGAUUAUGGAUGGAUAAUCAGGGUUUGGAAAAUCCCCCUUUGACUGCUACUCUCAGGAUCCUAUUUAUUGCCAGUCCACUUCAUGUUGAUUUAGUCAUUGGAUUGUCUCUAACUAUUCAGAACAAAGGGCUUAGGAUCAGCAACAAUUCAGCAAACCACAGUUUUUGACCAAAAAUACGUCAAACCAAAUGCAUAAUCAGCAGUUCUGCAAUAUUUCAAAAAAUAGACUGAUACUUAUAAUCACAAUAGAUUAUUCCAAACGUGCUGCUGUCCUUCCCGGGGGUCAAGUUGUCACUCGUCUUGUUUGGUUGUAAUAAUACUUCACAUGCAUCUUAUUUAACUUACAAAUAGUAGUAUCCUAUCACUUAAUAGUACAAUACAUACAUUUUUCUUGAUCUCACAUUCCUCAUCGUCUGCAGUUUUCCUGAGAAUCCUCACUUACCAAAACAUGUACCUACAGCGUGUCUGUUGUCCCUUUCACUUACCCCUUUUGUUUUCUUAGUAUGUAGUAUUGUUUGAAAUGCUCAGGAAGAAUUUCUUUACCUCAGAAAUAUGAUAUAAAGAAUGUAUGUAAUCUUAGGGUCUUAGUAGAGUGGAGGAGCGAGGAGAAACCUGAAAGUCUUGUAAUCCCCACUACAGCUGGGCUUUUACCUCGGGAGAGAAACUUGAAUAUGCUACAAAGAGUAACAUUGAAUGUAAUUCAGGUAUUUCAAAGGAUAUUUGAUGCCAUAAAUCCAUGUAUUAUUAUAUAUGAAUAUA